Messenger RNA from Cicer arietinum (chickpea), 1610 nucleotides. RefSeq lists its product as uncharacterized. The record is from RefSeq and is a predicted model, not a curated record. NCBI's taxonomy places the organism in Eukaryota, Viridiplantae, Streptophyta, Magnoliopsida, Fabales, Fabaceae.
UUAUAAUUCAAUAUAUAGUUCAAAUUCCCGACCAUUGUAAUUUGUAAAUUAGUAUUAUUUGAUUAAUAAAAAAUCUCCUUCCCCAAUUAAAAAAAAUUAUUUCUUCACCUUUCAUCAUAAAAAUCUAAGCGCGCUCUUUCAAAACCCUAAACCAGAAGUUGUUGUUUUUUGAUCAAUGGCACUUCAGAGCUCCACUUCCAAUGAAGCUCAAGCUUCGAAGAAACUUUCUCAUGUCCAUUUCUUUGUAUGGAAGGAGUUUGUAUGGGGAGCUGUUGCAGGCGCUUUUGGAGAAGGAAUUAUGCAUCCGGUAGAUACCAUCAAAACAAGAAUACAAAGUCAAGCUAUUCUAAAUGGUGUUAAGAACCAGAAAGGCAUAUUGCAGAUGGUGCAGUCUGUCUGGCAGGUUGAUGGAUUAAGAGGCUUUUACAGGGGUGUAAUACCUGGUGUUACUGGGUCUCUUGCAACUGGUGCAACAUAUUUUGGUGUCAUAGAGUCCACUAAAAAGUGGAUUGAGGAUUCGCAUCCUAGCCUUGGGGGCCAUUGGGCACAUUUCAUUGCUGGAGCUGUUGGAGAUACACUUGGUUCUGUUGUGUACGUUCCAUGUGAAGUGAUAAAGCAGCGCAUGCAAGUUCAAGGCACAAUUACAUCUUGGAGUUCUAGUGCAAUGAAGAAUGGCAUUGUAAUAAAACCUGGCGCAGAAAUAUAUGAUUAUUAUAAAGGGUUGUUCCAUGCAGGCUGCUCAAUAUGGAAAACACAGGGCUUAAAGGGUUUAUAUGCAGGAUAUUUGUCUACACUGGCAAGAGAUGUACCAUUCGCUGGCCUUAUGGUUGUGUUCUAUGAAGCUUUGAAAGAUGUUACAGAGUACGGGAAGCAAAGAUGGAUAUCUAGCUCCAAAUGGCAGGUUAAUAAUUCAUUUGAGGGGCUGGUUUUAGGAGGAUUAGCUGGUGGUCUCAGUGCAUAUCUCACCACUCCUUUGGAUGUCGUCAAAACAAGGCUGCAAGUUCAGGGUUCAACUUUAAUGUAUAAUGGUUGGUUGGAUGCAAUGUACAAUAUAUGGGUCAGGGAAGGCAUGAAGGGGAUGUUUAGGGGUAGCAUCCCCAGAAUUGCGUGGUACAUUCCGGCUUCAGCUCUUACAUUCAUGGCUGUGGAAUUUCUCAGAGAACAUUUUAAUGAAAGAGGGCCCAAUGGUGAUUUGAGAGAUGUUGCCAGAUUAUCAAUAGAAAAGAAGAAAUCUCUACAAGAGGCUGCUUAAAAGUGUUCUGGUUUAGUCUCAUUAUUUCCCAUCUAGAUUUUUACAAAGAUGGGAUGCUAUAUCAUAUCAAAAUUCUUAGAUAUGCUUAAUCUACCUUAAAUUCCCAUUGUUUCAAACAUGUUGUGACAAGAAAAUUAUAGUAAAAAUGCAAACAUAAAACUAAUUCAAACUUUAUCUGGUCCAUUUUUGUUUGGUCUGCUAUCUUCCGAACUAGUGAAUAGAGACUUGGAAAACUUAGAAAUUUGGCUUCGAGAACAUCUUAAGGUGAUAAUAAGUAGUAGUAUAUGUACAUAUUUACCGUACACAUUUUUCACAUAACUUUCAUGCGGUGUUCUGUAUUUGUCUAUUUUUUGAAUAA